GCAAGCCCAGGUACAGCAUCAGUGCAUUGUCUAUCGCUGAACUGUCACAGCCAAGUAGCGUGCAGAGCGCACCACUCAACCAGCCUGCAAGAAGUUUCACUCACAACACACGGCCUGCUGCUCCAUCCAAACCCCAGGAUGAGUUACUACAUGGAUCCAGUUUCCUCCUACCCGACCCUUCACCCCUGUGACCGUCUGGGGGCGAUGAGGCAGAGUGGAGGGGUGGCUAUGGGACCACUGACCCAGCUCCCUGGUAUGGUGGUUCACCCCCAGCAGCAGCAGCACUACCCCCCAUCCAGACCCCUCUAUCCCCAGGAUGUCACCCUGCAGGAGGUACCCAAUGGACACGACCUCGCACCCACAGGUAGGAGCCAAAAUCUGGAGUGUGGAGAUGUGCCCCUGCUCACUCCAGGGAGUAAAGAGAUGAUGUCGCAGGCUCUGAAGGACACGUUCAGCGGCUUCACAAAGGAACAGCAACGACUGGCUAUUCCCAAAGACCCCAGGCAGUGGACAGAGUGCCACGUGGGAGAGUGGCUGACGUGGACGGUGAACGAGUUCAGCCUGAAGAGUGUGGACUUCCACAAGUUUUGUAUGAACGGGGCCAGUCUGUGUGCUUUGGGGAAGGAACGCUUCCUGGAUCUAGCGCCUGACUUUGUGGGCGACAUUCUCUGGGAACAUCUAGAGAUGCUUCAGAAAGAAGACACAAAGCAUUUCCCUGUCAACGGCCUGACCUCUACCUUCCAGGAGUCCCACUAUACCUCAGACUACUUUGUCAGCUAUGGCGUUGAACAUGCCCAGUGCGUUCCUCCCUCUGAAUACUCCGAGCCGGGCUUCAUCACAGAGUCCUACCAGACCCUUCACCCAAUCAGCUCAGAGGACCUGCUGUCACUCAAGUACGAAAGUGAAUACCCCAACGUCAUCCUCCGGGACAUGCCCCUCAACCCACUUCAGGGGGACUACUUCUCCGUCAAACAGGAGGUGGUCUCCCCCGACAACAUGUGUGUGGGCCGCAUCAGCAGAGGUAAGCUGGGAGGCCAGGACUCGUUUGAGAGCAUUGAGAGCUUUGAAAGCUGUGACCGUCUGACCCAGUCCUGGAGCAGCCAGUCUUCCUUCAACAGUCUGCAGCGCGUCCCAUCCUACGACAACUUUGACUCCGAGGACUACCCCAACGCCCUACACGGACACAAGCCCAAGGGAACCUUCAAGGACUACGUCAGGGAGCGCUCAGACCUCAGCAAGGACAAACCUGUCAUCCCCGCCGCAGCACUCGCAGGAUACACAGGCAGUGGCCCCAUCCAGCUGUGGCAGUUUCUGCUGGAGCUUCUGACGGACAAAUCCUGUCAGUCCUUCAUCAGCUGGACGGGAGACGGCUGGGAGUUCAAGCUGUCCGACCCUGACGAGGUGGCUCGGAGGUGGGGGAAGAGGAAAAACAAGCCCAAGAUGAACUACGAAAAGCUGAGCCGAGGCCUGCGCUACUACUACGACAAGAACAUAAUCCACAAGACAUCAGGGAAGCGCUAUGUCUACCGCUUUGUCUGUGACUUGAAAAGCCUGCUGGGAUACACCCCCGAGGAGCUCCACGCAAUGCUGGACGUCAAGCCUGAUGCGGACGAGUGAAAACAGAGGGAUGAGAGAAGAGGAGAGUAAAGGAGCCGAGGGGACUGGGGCUCAGAGAUUGAUAUUUACCGUCCGGUAAAAGGGGGCGUCCAUUUUGGGACCAAACAUGUUCAUUCUUAACACCUAAACUGCGGUCUGUAUCAUUUUGAGCUGUUGUCAAACGAUGUUCAGAAAGAAAGCACUAUGCCAAAUGUGCAAAUUCAUAAUUUGUUGCAUUUGAGAUAGAUACAGGUAUUACUUAGUAACUCAAGGCACAUGGAAAGCCAUCAAUUAGAAUAGAGUGGCCGUUUAGCCUAAGUAGGACAAAGAACUGUCAUUGAGGAAGAGGGCCAAGAGACAGUGAAGGAUUCAUUUUAGGGAAGGACAUUGCAUGGAUGGAGAGUUCCUUCUAUGGAAUUUGUUGCCAAAUGAAAAAUGGAAAGUAGUGGAAGUAGGUCACUGUUUCUAUGCCACUGCACACAAUAGGCAUUGGGUAGAGUUCUCAGCUUGGACCAAAAAAGUAUUUUUUAUUUUUUACUGUUGUUUCAGAAGCAUAAUGUUUGUGCCAGUAUUAUCGUUGAGAUUGUACUGUUGAGUCUCAGUCCGACCAGGGUUCCCCUGUUGAGUUUUUUUUAUGCUGAUGAAGCUAUUCUGAAACCAAACAUUGCACCAUUUAAGGCUAAGUUAGUCCUGUCUCCUCUCUGCGAAAGCCCAAUAACUGAAACAUGCUGAUUUGGUUAUACAGACGACACUAGACACUGGCCUUUUUACUCAUUUUCAUAGGUUGGAUAGAGAGUAACUUACUCAUACCAAGAACGGUUGAUAGACAACUGAAAGUAACCGUUGCUUUAAAACUGACGCUUUCUCCUUUGCACAUUUGCCGCUUCGCUAUAGAAAUAUACUGUCCUGCCACCAGGACUUUGCAGAUUGCAUACAUUACUGUCCUGCCACCAGGACUUUGCAGAUUGCAUACAUUACUGUCCUGCCACCAGGACUUUGCAGAUUGCAUACAUUACUGUCCUGCCACCAGGACUUUGCAGAUUGCAUACAUUACUGUCCUGCCACCAGGACUUUGCAGAUUGCAUACAUUACUGUCCUGCCACCAGGACUUUGCAGAUUGCAUACAUUACUGUCCUGCCACCAGGACUUUGCAGAUUGCAUACAUUACUGUCCUGCCACCAGUAAUAAAAGUCCUUAGACACCCUUUCUGUGGUGAGUUUUGAAAGUAUUUGGACACAAAAGAGUCAAACGUGCUCAAUCUGUAUAUUAAGUGGUUUUCCAUGCCCCCAUUUUAGCAUUGUUUUAGACGAGAACAAAGAGGGAGGGACCUGUUGUUGACAGAUUGAAUUGCGAGCCAUGUACAUGAGGGAUUGUUUUUGUCGGAAAGCUUAGGAAUGUAGAGUGUACUGUAUUUUUGUGUGUAAUGUGGUCUCUGAAUGAAGGGAAGCUGCCAUAGAUAGGUAAGGUAUAUCGAGGUGCAUGAUGGUAGUAGGAUGAAAAGAUAAGGGUUCGAAGCAAGGAGUAUAAACUUUGGAUGACUGUUUGAAGAAGAGGACUGGGUGGUUUUGGGAGGGAACCGUCGAGUUGUGAAGUUAAAGAGAAUGAUCAUCAUUAUGGCAUGAGGAUGAGAUAAUGCUUGUGCUGUUGCACAGCUUGGAGGCUUUUGUUAACUGAAGUGUUUGUAUAGAUGCUCCCUUUCACCACUGUCAGAGGAGGUAGAGAUCUAUAGGAAACAGGACUACCAUAAACAGUUGAGCUAAAGGACUACUUGGAGAGAUGUGGCAUUGUAUGCUAUUUUCUUACCAUGCUUUGUACAUGCUUUUCUAUUGUUUCUAAGACAAAAGGACAUCCCAUUCAGUAUAUGAAAUGGAUAAAUGAAAUGAUAUGCCCUGAAAACUGUAUGUACUUGUGCGGCUUGCUGAAGAUCCACAGUAGUUUUGUUGGUUGCUCGUCAGUGGGAACAUGACUGUACGCAGGCAUUAUGGGAAAAGCCGAAGUCAAGAAAUAUCAUCUUAAAAUACAAAUGUUGUUGUUUACAGUGGCUGAAUGUUACCCAUAUUGAUGAAAAUAGGUUUUGAAAUGUCUAUUUGUACAGAUUGUAUUUCCUAACGCUUUAUUAAGACCCAGAUUAAACAAAUAAGCAAGAGACUAAGCAGGAAUAAUAACCAAACCCAUGUGAGGUCUGGGCGAUAGAUAGAGCUUUGGGUAUGUCCACCAUCUUGGAGGACAGGGACCGUUAUUCCCUCGCGUUCAAAGUGUUGUUUCUGCUUUGAUCUUUUGAUUUGUUGGAAAGCACUCAGCGUUAGGACUCAGCGAAGAGAUUUGGCUGGACUGACUGUAGUUCCCCCUUGAGAUUAUAGGAAAGCGAUUUCUUUCCAUAUUAGUUACUUUUUAGUUGGGCAACUAACCACAGAGUUGGUACUUCAAGUGUCGGUCAGCAUAAACACACACCCACACACACAAACAUGUAAUUGUGUAGAGAAGAUUGAAUUCUCUUGAACAAGUCAAUCCACCCAGUCUCUGUGGUUCCGUCGUUUAUGCACGCUACAUGACCAGGAUUCACAUCACUGUUUCAUUAUUACUGUUCAGAUGUUUUUACGUCAAAGAAUGUUUUUUUUUAAAUGUUAGGACAACUGUUCAGAUAUUUAAAUAUAUGCUUAACUUGUUGUUGACGAUGCCUUCCAGCUCCAAGCCAGUCACCAUUUUGAGUAGAUCAGAAUAUAAUAUCUUUCUCUGUUUAAAUGGAACAUAUAUAUGUGUCUGUUUGGACUUCAAAGUCGAGUUUGUUUCAGUAAAUGUCAUAUACGUUAAGUUGUAGACACAAGUAUUGCACAGAUAUUUCUAAAUGGACUAAAUACAUACAUACACAGAUACCUUACCAUAUUACCAUAUCUCAAACUGAUCCAUUAGGAAACCUGUUUUGUUAUGGAUGGUGUUGUUUUUUGUAUAUUUUAUAGUGUUUCUGUAUUUUUGUUAAUGAGAUACUUUUUAUGUAUUUAGUUCACAAACAUUUGAAUAUUUUUCAAUAAUUUAUAUUUUAUAAAAGAAAAAGACAGACAGCUGGUGCUUUCAUGGGAAAUAAAGGUAGCACAGGACAAAAUGUAGCGAUUUUCUUUCGAUAUAGAGAAUAGACCUUUCUGUUAAAGAAAAAGGCUGAUGCUGGCCCAUCAUUGAUUUCUGCUGGAAAGUUUUAUAAACUGAAGCUUCUAUUUCUUAAUGUACUUUAAAAAAAAAUUAUGCCAUAAAAAAAUAUAUGUGAACAAAUAUUUCA
Molecule: messenger RNA, 4867 nt
Organism: Oncorhynchus nerka (sockeye salmon)
Lineage: Eukaryota; Metazoa; Chordata; Actinopteri; Salmoniformes; Salmonidae
Gene: ets1
Product: v-ets avian erythroblastosis virus E26 oncogene homolog 1
Exons: 10
Coding region: 139-1617 (492 amino acids)
Biological process (GO): cell differentiation; regulation of transcription by RNA polymerase II
Cellular component (GO): nucleus
Molecular function (GO): DNA-binding transcription factor activity, RNA polymerase II-specific; sequence-specific DNA binding
Source: RefSeq, a predicted model, not a curated record